Molecule: messenger RNA, 5052 nt
Organism: Gymnogyps californianus (California condor)
Lineage: Eukaryota; Metazoa; Chordata; Aves; Accipitriformes; Cathartidae
Product: complement C4-like
Exons: 41
Coding region: 1-5052 (1683 amino acids)
Biological process (GO): complement activation
Cellular component (GO): extracellular region
Molecular function (GO): endopeptidase inhibitor activity; protein binding
Source: RefSeq, a predicted model, not a curated record
AUGGCAAGGCUGCUAUUUUUGAUGAGCUUUUGUUCGCUGUUGUCCAAUACACAGCAAGCACCAUCAUUUCUUAUUACUGCCCCAAAUGUGGUACAUUUGGGCACACAUGAGACAAUAACAGUUCAAGUCCAUGGAGCACAGCACCCUGUGCAAGUUACUGCAUACUUCAAAGUCGAGACAAAAAAUCAGCUCAUAUCAGAGAGGAUCACCUUUAACCUUAACCAAAAUAACAACUACCAAGAGAUGAAAAAAGUAAUGGUCAAGCCAGGGAAUCUGCAACAGGAUCUGUUCAAGAAGAGUAAUCAGCCAUAUGUUCUGCUUGUCACCGAAAGCAGGGAGCUUUAUAAGGAGACCGUUCAAAGCACUCGCAUCCUCCUGUCUUCCAAGAAAGGCUACAUUUUUAUUCAGACAGAUAAGCCUAUAUACACACCAAGCUCCAAAGUAAAAUACAGGAUCUUCAUUCUGGACAAUGCUAUGAGGCCAACAGAUGACACAGUUACAGUUGCUGUGCUAAAUUCAAAAGGAACGGUGGUUAAAAAGUCAGACCGGAAAAUAAGAACAGUGUUCAGUGAAAACUUUGAAAUACCUGACGUUGCCGAGCCUGGAACUUGGAAAAUCAAAGCCUGGUUUCAUCAAUAUGGAAUGUCUAAUGUUUCUGCUGAAUUUGAAGUUAAAAAUUACGAACUUCCAUCUUUUGAAGUCAAACUCAUCCCACUUCAGCCCUACUACCACAUCUGGAAUGAAAACUUUGUGUUUGAUAUCGAGGCAAAACACUCUUAUGGGAAAGGGAUUCAAGGUGCUGCAUAUGUGCGAUUUGGAAUAAUUGAUGAAAAUGAGAAAAAAGUCUUUCUUCCAGGCCUGGAACAACAGCUAUCAAUUAAAAAUGGAACAGGAAGAGUUACUUUAAAUACACCACUUUUGGAAGAGAAAUUAAGAAAGAGUAUUUCCACUCUGGAAGGGUUGCAUUUGUAUGUUGCUGUUACCACUGUAGAAACUGCAAGUGGUGAGAUGAGGGAAGAGGAACUCAGCAAUGUGAAGUUUGUGAAAUCUCCUUAUGCUGUUGAUCUGUCUAACACCAAAAAGUAUUUUGUGCCUGGAGCCCCCUUCUCUGUUGUGGCAUCUGUCACUUUGAUUGAUGGCUCUCCUGCUGCCUCUCUACCUGUCACUGCUACUGUUACCUUGCCUGGAAAAUCCCCAGUGAAGAAGACUGCACUUUCUAAUAAAGAGGGUCUAAUCCCCUUUACAUUUGACAUCCCUGGAGAUGCUCAGACGCUUCAAAUAAUGGUAAAGGCUGAAGAGGGAAAAGAAAAAUUAGAAUCACCUGAAACCAGUAUCAGAGCUGAAAGAUACCAGUCUGCUUCCACAAACUACCUCAGCAUCAGCAUCCCGCAUACUGUUGUGGCACCUGGAGAUACCUUACGCAUCACCUUGAAUGAUAUUCAUCAGUCUGGCAGUGGAAAGAUUGACUAUUUCUAUUACAUGGUUGUGGCAAAGGGACAAGCCGAGCUUUUGGGAAGGAUUCCCUCCUCAAACAAAAUAAUAAACCUUAAAAUCACCGAGAAGAUGGUGCCCGCCUUUCGCUUUUUAGCUUACUACUUCAUUGCGCAUGAGGGCCAUCAAGAGAUUGUCGCUGAUUCUGUAUGGGUGGACGUUACGGAUGUCUGCGAAGGAAAGAUUAAAGUGAGAACAGAACAAGAGAGAUACGAACCAACAGACAACAUCAAUUUAGUGAUUGAAACGGACCAUGCGGGAACAGUUGCCUUAGCUGUGGUUGAUAAAGCAGUUUUUAUUCUGAACAAGAAAAAUAAGCUUACAGCCAAAAAAGUAUUUAAUGCUAUGAAUUCGUAUGAUCUUGGAUGUUCUGCAGGUGGUGGUGCAAAUAGUGUUCAAGUUUUUACUGAUGUUGGUCUGGCCUUUUUAUCGGAUACAAUUAAAUCCAACGUUCGGGAAGGCUAUACAUGCCUCCAGGUUACCAGAAGGCAGAAAAGAUCUUUGGAUUUUCAGAAGAAAAUGUCAGGAAUUGCCAGCAAAUAUCAAAACACUGAUCUACAAAAAUGCUGUGAAGAUGGAAUGAAAUUAAAUCCCAUGAAGUUUUCUUGCGCGAAAAGGCUAACAAAGGUGGCUGGCUCCGCCAAAUGCAGAAAUGCCUUCCAGGACUGCUGUGAGAAAGCCACAGCCCUCAGAAAGGAGGCGAAGCGGACCAGAGUGGGCUUGGCACGAUACUAUGAUGACCAUGAAGAAGUGUUUGAUGACAUCUCUGUCAACUUGCGCAGUUAUUUUCCUGAGAGCUGGUGGUGGAUUUUUGAAGAAGUGAAAAACCCUGGAAACCAUAGUGUAGAAAACUUUGCUCCUGACUCUAUAACUACCUGGGAAGUUCAGGCAAUAAGCAUAUCUCCCCAAAAAGGAUUUUGCAUAGCUGACCCCCACACCUUUGCAGUUUUCAAAGACUUUUUUGUAUCCCUGAGAUUACCAUACUCAGUCAGACGACAUGAACAACUAGAAAUAAAAGCAGUGGUUUACAACUAUCUGCCCAACGAUCUCCAGGUCACAGUGAAAAUGGAUGCAGUGAAGGGGCUGUGCGCCGCAGAGGUGAUGGAGAAGGCUGUGCAGCUGACGCUGGUGGCUAAGGGGAACUCUGCAACACCAGCCUACUUCUCGGUUGUCCCUCUGACUGUGGGAGAAAUUCCAAUUACUAUUACUGCUUUUGACACGAUUUCUGGGCACAGUGAUAGCAUUAGGAAGAACCUUAAUGUUGUGGCUGAAGGUGUUUUACAGAGAGAAGAAAAGACCAUUUGCAUUAACAGUGGCUUAAAGUCCCAUACACUGGACCUGAACAGACCAUCUGAUAUGGUACCAGGUUCUGAUAGUCACGUGUUUGUUAGCCUGAAAGGGAAUAUUAUGGGCGAGUCUGUUGAAAAUUGUCUUAGUCUCACUGGAGUUGAGAAACUUAUUCAAGUGCCCACAGGGUGUGCAGAGCAAACAAUGGUGAAAAUGGCCCCUGCAGUCUACGCUAUUGAGUACUUGGAUGCUAGUGAGCAGUGGGCGAACUUCAGUGCUGAACAGAAGGAGGAAGCUAUUAACAUGAUUGAAAAAGGUUAUACUAGACUACUUGAGUUUCAGAAAGUGGAUGGCUCCUAUGGAGCAUUUAAAACCACGCCCAGUAGUGUAUGGUUAACUGCAUUCAUUGUUAAAGUACUCACAAGGUGUAGAGAAUACAUUAGUGUCCAAGACAGUCACAUACGCAACUCGAUUUCCUACUUGAUUAAUCAACAGCAGGCAGAUGAUUCAUUCCAUGACCAUCACCCAGUAAUGGACAGGAAUAUGCAGGGUGGCAUUGGGUCAGCAGAAGAGGAUUUGGCUUUGACAGCCUUUGUAACUAUAGCAUUGCAACAGACUCUACAGGUCUACGAGUCACCUGAUGUGGUACACGUUAUUAGAGGAGCAGUGGCUUACAUGAAAAAUCAACUUUCAAGAAACACUAACUGCUAUUCUACAGCCAUCACUGCUUAUGCUCUGACGCUUGUGCAGUCUGAUAGUGAAGAAGCCCAGUUUGCGAAAGAAAAAUUAAGGGCCUGUUCUGUUUUUGACGCAGUAAAUCAGCAGCGCUACUGGGGAAACGGCAACAAUGCAGUCUCAGUGGAAACCACUGCCUAUGCGCUGCUUCAAACAUUGCUCCUGAAAGACAUGGAGUAUGCAGGGCCUAUUGCUACGUGGCUGACGGAAAGAAGGAACUACGGUGGAGGAUACUGCUCUACACAGGACACAGUGGUGGCCCUAGAAGCUCUGUCAGCAUACAGCAUACAGACAUUGAACACUGCUUCCACCAACCUGACUGUAAAACUGGGAACACCUGGAAGACAAAAAGACUACAGUAUUACUCUGACUGAUACUGAUGAAGCGAUUCAGAAGCAGCUAGAGUUUGAACUUGGGAGAAAACUUGAAGUGUCUGUACACGGCAGAGGAAAUGGGACAAUGAGUAUAUUAAAAGUGUACUGGUCUUCUGAUCUGAAGAACACCACAUGUAACGAUUUGAUUUUGACAGUGGAAAUGGAAGGGAGCAUUAAGUACUCUGAAGCUGCAUACUCUGACGAAAAUGAAGAUUAUGAGGACUUGAUUGCUGCAGAAAACAGUGCAUUUGAGCCACUGUCUGAAAUAGAGUGGUUUGAUAUCCACAGCAGAAGGAAAAGGGAUGUGAUCUCUCCCAGUAAAGCAGAAUCGCUGCAGUACAAAGUCUGUGUCAGGUCCACAGGUUCCAAUGCACCAAAGAUGUCUCUGGUUGAUCUCUCUCUGCUGAGUGGCUUGGAGCCUGACACAAAGGAUCUCGAACAGUUGGUGAUGUCUUCAGACCAGUACAUUCAGCACUAUGAGUACAAGGAAGGAAAGGUUUUGCUCUACUUUGGUGAGCUCACAAGCGGACCAGACCCAGAUUGUAUAUCAUUUGGGGCAAAGCAAAUCAAUCCCAUGGGCUUGGUUCAGCCAGCAAAUGCCAUCCUUUAUGAUUUUUACAACCCUGACAGAAAGUGCAGCAUAUUCUACAGUGCUCCCAAGCACAGUGCCAUGCUUUCCAAGGUGUGCCACGCCAAUGUUUGCCAGUGUGCAGAAGGUCCCUGCCCAAGACAAAGAUCAACUUUCGGUAAAGCUGUAACACAAACCACACGCUUUAGUUUUGUCUGCUACCAUCCUAUUGUGGAUUAUGUGUAUGAGGUGGAGUUCCUCAAUAGUACACAGAAGAAUGUUUUUGAUUACUAUGAGGCCAAAAUCCACAGAAUCCUUAAAGCCACUGCUGAUGAAAGCGUCCAAGUGGGUGCCCACCGACAGUUCCUGUCACGCUCCACGUGCAAUUUAAACAUGGUCACUGGCAAGCGGUACCUCCUCAUGGGGAAAGAUGGGCAAACGGUUGAUUGCAACAACAAGAUGCAGUACUUCCUUGAUGCACAAGCCUGGAUAGAGAAAAUUCCAGAUGACAGCGAGUGCCGCACCACCCUGCACCGGCAAGCCUGUGCUCACCUGCAGGACUUCAUGAACACGCCUGACAGCCUGUGCCACUUCUGA